CUAGAUAUUGGGAAAACAUAAUGGAUUCAAGGUACGCACUUGAGCUCCAAAGAAUCUAUGGUGUUCCCGGAUCAGAACACGUUGGCUACCAAAACACUUAUCUCAUUAUUGGGAACAGCAGCAGUCCAUAUCAACAUCCACUAAUGUUUCUCAGCGAUGACUCCUCCCGCGCUUCAUCAGGACAGGAUAAUACUAACGGUGUACACCGAAGAGAGGGAAGUAUAUCUAAUAUUGGAAGUCAGAACCCGGCCACUGAGGCAAUCUUACUGCGAGGUGAGUCCUCGGUAAUGGGCGGGGAAAGGAACAUUAAAAGAGAGGCAGAAGGGAGUGUAACAGGAGCCCAAGGCAACAGUGAAGUAGUAGGAGGUUCCCUUGCUGAGACGCCAAAAGCAGAUAAUGAGGUAGAACCGGAACUAACUCCCAUUAAAGUUGAAGGCAACGACGGUGGAACAACUGAUCUCUAGAACUAAAGCAAAAAUAAUGUAUGAAGUAAGAGUGGGAACGUGUAAUAUUUUGGAAGCUAAAGUGAA
Brassica oleracea var. oleracea is the source of this 530-nucleotide messenger RNA. RefSeq lists its product as uncharacterized. The record is from RefSeq and is a predicted model, not a curated record. The transcript has 2 exons. Lineage: Eukaryota; Viridiplantae; Streptophyta; Magnoliopsida; Brassicales; Brassicaceae. Bases 21 to 464 code for a protein of 147 amino acids.